Molecule: messenger RNA, 823 nt
Organism: Zychaea mexicana
Lineage: Eukaryota; Fungi; Mucoromycota; Mucoromycetes; Mucorales; Lichtheimiaceae
Exons: 3
Source: RefSeq, a predicted model, not a curated record
CCAUGAAGCGACAAAUUUUCGGUCCCAGCUAUGACCCGUACCAGCGGGACCAGGUAGCAAAGGAGCAACAAGAACAAGGAGGAGCAGUAGUAGUAGGUGCAACCAACCAACAAGAACAAGAACAAGAAGAAGCGCGUGACGAGCGACCCACAAAACGACGUCGGUCUCUUACCUCACUCGUCGUGAACACCAUCUCCACCAUGGCCUAUGAGCUCUUUUGGAACACAACAACAACAACAGCAGCAGCAGCACAACGACCACCGGCAGCGGUAACAAGUUUUAACGAAAAACAGCAGCAGCAGCAUCACCAUUCGCGACGUCGUCCACUCUUCCGUGGCAGGGAUAUCGACUUUACACAUUUCAAGACAUCGUCCGCUUGGGAGAACAGAAUGCAACAGGCUGAACGCUUCAUUCGUGGUGUUUGUUUGCAAAGCCAACAACAGCAACGAGAGCAGUAUCAGGACUGUAUAAACGAUCCCUCGGAAUGGGGCUUGCCUCCAUAUGCAGCCCAAGCCUAUCGACUUGCGGUUGAAGAAGACAAUAGCAAAUGGGGCCUGGUGAACAAGGAGGAUCUUGAUGUCUGCUUCUUGGUAUGUAUUUGUCUUCUUUUUUUUUUCUCAAUAUAUAUGUCUCCCUCUCUCUCUUACACAAACCGUGCUGUUUUGCUGCUUUCAUAAGUACCUCACUAUUACCAGCAUCCACGCACUUACCACCAUCUUCAUCAUUGACGCAGUCAUAGUACUAGCAGUACUAUGAUAGUAAGAAACGUUACCCUUUCUCUUUUCUUCUUUGUUAUAUCCCCUCUUCUUUGCAUAUACUAUUA